AUGAAUGCGCUGCGUGGGCAGGACCGAUUCCACAAGCUCCUCAAAGAAUGCAAAAACUAUACCGAUGCCAAGCGCCUCCACGCCCAUAUCGUCCACAGCGAUCACUGCGACAAUAGGUUUCUCGCCAACACGAUGAUCCAGGUGUACGGAAGGCUUGGAAGCGUGGAGGAUGCGUCCCAGGCAUUCAUGGGCAUCCGCCAACUUAAUCUAUACUCGUGGAGCCUCAUGAUCCACGCAUAUGCUCAGAAUGGGCAUCUGGAAUCCGCGAGAAACAUGUUUGAUGCUAUGCCAAAGAGGGAUCUGGUAACUUUCAAUGCCAUGAUAACUGUCUAUGCACACCACGGGAAUCACGUUGAAGCUAAGGAAUUGUUUGAUUCAAUGCCAGAAAGAAACGUACUCUCUUGGAUCAUCCUUGUUGCCGCAUUUACCCAAAGCGGUAAAAUGGAGGAUACGUUCCAAGUGUUUAAUCAGGCAUCCUCGGUGAAUAUCACUUCUCGAAACACAGUAUUUGGAGUAAAUCACAGUAUGUUGUUACUUGAAGCCAAAGAAGCCGCUGCAAAAAUGCCAGAGUGGAAUGUUGUCUCCUGUAACGAGAUGAUAGCAGUGAAUGCCAGAAUUGGGCAUUUGGAAGAUGUUAAGAACUUGUUUGAUUGGAUGCCUCAGAGAACCCUAGUUUCUUGGAACACGAUGAUCCAAGCUUAUUCGGACCACAGCAAUCUCAAGGAAGCCUACGAUGUCUUCAACAGGAUUCCAGAGAGGGAUGCAAUCACAUUUGCUGCCAUUCUCUCUGGCCACGUUGAAACUGGGGAGAUGGACAAAGCUCAAUCCAUGUUUGAGUUAAUGCCACAGAAAGACACAAUUUCAUCAACGCUCAUGAUCCGGGCAUUGUUCCACAGGAGCGACACAGAAUUGGCCAAGCGGAUUUUCGACGAGAUGGAUGGAAGAGAUCCCAUCAGCUGGAACGCAAUGCUGGCUGGAUUCACUGAAAAGUUCCACUUCCAGAAUGUGCAGCAGAUGUUCGACCGGAUGCCACGCUGGGACGUAAUCUCCUGGAACACACUGAUUACGGCAUAUGCCGAGUCUGGGAAUCUCCACGAUGGAAAGAUUCUCUUCGAGGCAAUGCCCCACAGAGACAUCGUCUCGCACAACGCCAUGGUGGCUCUCUACUCCCGAAACGGCCAGCUGGAGGAUGCCGAUGCCACGUUCGAGAAUAUGCCCAAGUGGGACGAUGUCUCGUGGAACACGAUCCUCCAAGGAUAUUCCUCGGCCGGGAAUAUACCCCGCGCGCACGGGAUAUUCCAGAGGAUGCCCGAGAGGGGCGUGGUGGCGUGGACGUGCUUGCUGAGCAUGCACGCCCAGCUGGGGCAUUUGGAUCGCGCGCGAGAGCUCUUCGAUGCGAUGCCGAUCAAGAGCAUCGUAUCCUGGAAUUCGAUCGUCGCGGCAUACUCCCAGGCGGGAGAUCCAGCGUCAGCGAUCGCGCUGGUGGAAUCCAUGGCGCUAGAGGGCUUCCGGCCCGACGAGAUCACGCUGCUGAGCGUUCUAGCCGCGCGCGGCCACGCGGGAGAGCAGGGGCUGCGCGAAUUUGGGCUGGCGAUCGCGGCACACGGAUUGGCGCCAUCGAAGAACCACUACUCGUGCAUUAUCAAUGCACUCGCGCGAGCUGGGCGGAUCCGCGAUGCGGAGGAACUCAUCGCGGCAAUGCCGUUUGCGCCGGAUGCGGAGACGUGGGCGGCCUUGCUGGGUGCGCCCAAUUACCACGAGAGCUUGGAGAAGGCUGCCAUGGCUGCCAAGAACGCCAUGGAGGUGGAAAGCCCUCUAACGCGCGGGCUGUCCGCGCCAUACGUGAUGCUCUCCAAUCUCUGCUGCUAUGAAUCUUAG
Messenger RNA from Selaginella moellendorffii, 1878 nucleotides. RefSeq names its product pentatricopeptide repeat-containing protein At4g02750-like. The record is from RefSeq and is a predicted model, not a curated record. The transcript has a single exon. The coding region runs from base 1 to 1878 and encodes 625 amino acids. NCBI's taxonomy places the organism in Eukaryota, Viridiplantae, Streptophyta, Lycopodiopsida, Selaginellales, Selaginellaceae. Gene Ontology annotation, molecular function: protein binding.